UUCAGAUUCAGUGUAAUGCCAACAUCGUUGGGUAUGAGGUACUUUCAGAGAAGUAUUAUGCAUUUUCCGUAUGCUUAGGCCUAGUACUUAAUGUAAAUAUUGCAUGCGCGAUUAAAAGUGUCAAGAAAAUGGUGAUUAUAAAUCAAUUAAUGCAAAUUUUAAGUGCUACAAUAAAGUGAAAACAAGUGCUUAUUAUGUACCGGUUCAUAUAACAACCAAGUGUGUUAAGUGUGUGAUUUUGAUCCUUAGAAUUCUGUGUGUGCCUUUCCCUUUUUUGGAUAUAUAUUCGGCGCCAAAAUGGUGGUGCGACAGUGAACCAAUUAGCAAUAUGCGAAUAAAAGUGAAAAUGAUGGAAAAAGUUUGAAAAAAAAGAAAAAUAGAAAGAAAAAAAAAAAUGUGGAAGAUUGAUUUAUAAAUGUUGGGGUAUAGAGUUGGGUGAAAAUUGGGUGGUGGUAUAGUUGAAGGAAUGGGUGCUGGGUUGGGUAGAACUGGCACGAGCGGCGGUGGCCUGCUCGAGGCUUUUCCUACGGGAACAUUAUUUCAUGUGGCUAUGUUGGGUUUAGAUAGUGCCGGUAAAACGACGGCACUAUAUCGUCUCAAGUUCGAUCAGUACCUCAAUACUGUUCCCACUAUUGGCUUCAAUUGCGAGAGGAUCCGGGGUAGCAUUGGCAAGGCAAAAGGAGUUGGUUUUUUGGUGUGGGACGUUGGCGGUCAAGAAAAAUUACGUCCACUAUGGAAAUCAUACACAAGAUGUACGGAUGGUAUAAUUUUUGUAGUCGACUCUUGUGACGUUGAAAGAUUAGAAGAGGCUAAAAUGGAACUUACCAGAACGGCGAGAAGUCCUGACAAUGCUGGUGUUCCAAUUCUAAUUCUUGCUAACAAGCAGGAUCUACCUGGCGCCAAGGAAGUGGGCGAGUUAGAGAAGCAUCUCGGAGUUUUAGAGUUGGCAGGAACUCCAGGGAGUUCGUGCAUAAGAGUCCAGCCAGCGUGUGCAAUCACAGGCGAGGGUCUUCAUGAAGGACUUGAUACACUCUACCAGUUGAUUCUGAAGCGACGGAAGCUUGCCAAGUUGAAUCGAAAACGAGCCAGGUAGGGCCGGAGUUCAGAGGACUGCACUUGCGUCUUCUGAUAUUGCUCACAAAAUGUCUCGCCUCUCACGAAGCACACCCCAUCUCUCAUCUUGUCUUCCAGUUCAGAUGAAGACAGUACAUAAAAAUCCUAUAUAGAGAUUUUCUCGACUGAUGUCGUCAAGACGAUCGUCUUUUCCGAGAAUAUUUUGCUCCAUCUGUUGUGAUAUAUAUCAUUCACUCUCUUUGACUCUCUCUCAUUUUGCUAUAAACUUGCAGUUCGUGUAAUUACACGACUUGAAGGCAAAUUUUAGACACAUUUUUUUUGUGACAAUUGAUGAGAGAGAGAUCAUCUUCAAGUUCUGUUUCUCUUUUAAACAAAGAGUCUCUUUGAACUGAUGGAAAUGUUUUUCUUCAGAUGACAAAAUCUUCAGAAAUUUUAUAAUCUGGUCCCAACGCUCAAAUAUAAAAUAAUUAUCGUCGAAUUAGAUGUAAUUUUUAAUAACUAACGAGCGUUACAUAAUAAUGUGUUAGAGACGAUGUUGAUUUUUCAAACUAUUUGAUAUACAGUCACGAAAACGACAAAUUAAUUGCAAGUGUGGAAAUUAAAAAAACGAGCUGUGAGUGAUUAGAAACUUUUGAAACAGGGCCUAUUUAUAGAAAAUUUGGGAAAGUUAUGUUAAAAAGGUUUUUCCAACAAUGGUGCAAUAUUUCACAAAAUUUUGAAAAUCACUCCCUUUUAAGAAAAAAAAAAACAAUAUUGUGUACUUGUGCCUAUCCACUUUUACACCUUUAUACCUCCAGAGAUUCAAACCAUGAAUCGUUGUCACAUAAUUUUUUUCCAAAAAAAUACACUUGUGUUAAUUUGCAUGAAAAAUUUUUUUUUAAUAAUACGCUUAUUAUUAUAAAUUUUGUGUGCUUUUGAAAUUUUUUCAAAUAUUCUAUAGUGUUUUAUUUUUCCAGCAAUUUUUUGGUGUAUAUUGAUAAAAAUUUCUCGAGAAAAUUACAAAAUUUCUGAUUGUAUAUAGGUAUAAUUUAUGUUUGACAAGUUUUCUGGUUAUUUUUUUUAUUGUGAAAGAAUUUGUGUUUGAAAAUAUCUAAUUGGAAAAUGUUAAAAACCUAUGAAUUGGGCAUAUCUGAUUUAUUUCGGAAAAUUUAUUAUAAAUGGGAAAAACAUAUCAAGUUUCUUUAUCUCAAGUAUAAAAUGUUUAUAAUUUUGUAAUUUGGUUGCAAUGAUAAAGCUCGCUUGGAAAUAUUUUCAUAUGUGUGAUAUCCUGUUUAUUAAUAGAGACACGAGUCUUUUGGUAUUUGCAAAGAGAGAGAAAGAGAGAGUAGUAAUUUAACAUAAGGUCAACUUUAAGUUUAAAAAAGGCGUCUUGAGAUCUUAUCUCUCUAUAUAUAUAUAUGAAUGUUUCUUAACUUUAAGAAGGAAUAAAUUCAAUUAUAGCUCCAAUGUCGUUUGUAUACAGGUUGUAUAUAUACAGAAGAGAGUCUGGCACUAUUCCAGACUCGAAGAGAGUUAAGGCCAGUGUUCUGAUAAUGUCAGUUUGAUUUCAUAAGCGAAAGGGAAAAUAAUUAAUACUUUGAUUUUUUACCUCUUUUAAAUGUUAUAAAGCCCCUCCUGCUUUUUUGAAUAUAUCCAAUACAAGCACAAACAAAAUAUUUUUUUAUCAAUCGAUCUCAAAUAGUUUCUUUAAAUCAAUUAUAUUAUUGGGACAAUUUUUAAUUUCUUUUAUAUUCCAAAUUAUUUUUUUAUUGUUUUUAAUUUUUACAAGUGGACCAAAAAUAAUUAUAAGAGACAAACAUUCUUCUUUCAGUUAGUUUUUUAAUUAAGAUAUUUUUAAAUUGUUUCUUUACUAAGAAUUUUUAAUCCUUUUGUCUUUAAGAAAUCACUGCCAUAAAUAUUUCAUAAAUAAAACAUGUUAGUAUUUUUUUUUUACAAAUUGCAGUAAAUAAAAAAAAUACUAAACAUUAAAAAAAAAAUUAUUACACAUACUUCUUUACCAGCAAUAAAGCUGCAAUACUGCCAAUUUUUGAAAAAAAAAUUGAUUAAUAAAUUUAAUUGAAUAUAAAUUUUCCCAGCGAGCUUUAAAUUCAAUGAAAAACAAAAAUGCAAUAUGUAUAUUUUUUUUGUGAAUGAUUUUUUAAAAAAUGACUGUAAUGAGUGACAAUGCUAGUCGAUUUAAGAAUAAUAAUAAUAAUAAUAAUAAUAAAAUUAGAAUUAAAUAUAUAAGUUGAUGAAAGGUGUAACGUGGAAUUUCUGUAAAUAUAUAAAGUCUGAAGACGCGAAAGUGCGUUUACUGUAAUUUAACAGGUGCUCUGCCAUUAUAAAUCAGAAAACUGCCCGAGGCGAAAUUUGAAUCCUCUUUAGCUUCCCUUAGAACCUAAAUAGGCCCUCUUUACGAUCUUGUAGACUCCCGUAGGCCCUCCUUUGAAUCCAAACGUGGAAGAAAGGUAAAUUUGCGACUGGUUGAGGAAGCUAAAGAGGGUCUAGUUCGAUUAAAAAAGUACAAAAAAAUGCAAAAAAAAAACUCUUUUAAUUAUUUUGAUUAAAGCAAAAUGAAUUUUUUCUUCACACAAUAUUUCUUUAAUUACCCUUUAAAAACUGGAAUUAACAUAUUUUGAAGCGUUUUCAAAAAAUUAAUAGAAUUAGAGCAAUUUCAAAAUUUUCAAUAUUUUAAUCAAUUUUUAUACCCUACUUUGAAUCCAAACGUGGAAGAAAGGGAAAUUUGCGACUAGUUGAGGAAGCUAAAGAGGGUCUGUUUAACCCUACUUUACUCCUUGUAAAUUAGGGCUUAAAUUUCGCCUCGGGUGGAAGUUGGGUAUCGAAAAUUUGUUAUUGUUGUUCUAUUGUAUAAAAUAAAUACCGUUUUCCUAAUGUUUAAAUAAAAGAAAAAUGAAAGUCCUUUCAAACGUAGAUUGUUAAUAACAAUUUUCAGUUUGAAUAGUUAAUUAUUUAUGAUACUUAAAUGUAUCAUUGUAUAAUACUAAUGAUUUUGUAAAAAUUAUUAUAUUAAAAUUAUUUUCAUUUACAUAUUAUGUAUAAGAGAUUAUGAAAAUAAAUAAAAAUUUAAUUUGAUUAACGGAUUAUUUUCUACGAUUUGAAAGAAAAUUAAGAAAAGGUUGCUGUGAAUUGCAUUGACAAUGAUUAUUACUAAUAAUGAUUGCCACAAAUUUUGCAUUUUAAAAUUGGAUAACAGAUUUAAUUUUAAAUAAAUUUCUCGUAUUCAUCGAAUCUUCAGUAGGAAUUUUUUUUUAUUGUUAUUUGAUAGAAUUCUUAAAAUGAAAUUCGAAAUGGCCGAACAAAAUAGAAAAAUUUCGGCGCUAUUUUUAAAAUCAUUAAUAAAUAAGUGCAAGAUUUUGGCAAUCUUUUGUGUUGCUAAAAAGGCAAACACUGGUUUUCUGUUUUGUAUGGCACACAACCUAUUUGACUUAUUAGAAAUAAUGCCUAAUAAAUAUGGUUGUUGUUUUUAUAUUGACCGUCAUUCAAAAUUCUAUGGUACACUAUACAUACUUGCCCUUGUUGUGUUUAUUAUUAUUCGAUAUUUUAUCAUACGCUUUGAUCAAUCGAUAUAGAUAACCUAUUUAUGUAUAAAUGCAUACCGAUAUAUAUAGUAUAUAAGUAUAAACUAGAAUGAUAAAAUGAUAAUGGGGACAAAAAAAAAAAAAAAAACAAAA
Molecule: messenger RNA, 4745 nt
Organism: Leptopilina boulardi
Lineage: Eukaryota; Metazoa; Arthropoda; Insecta; Hymenoptera; Figitidae
Gene: Arl4
Product: ADP-ribosylation factor-like protein 4C
Exons: 4
Coding region: 467-1093 (208 amino acids)
Biological process (GO): intracellular protein transport; vesicle-mediated transport
Cellular component (GO): cytoplasm
Molecular function (GO): GTPase activity; GTP binding
Source: RefSeq, a predicted model, not a curated record